This is a messenger RNA of Neltuma alba, 2310 nucleotides long. Its product is annotated as receptor-like protein EIX1. Lineage: Eukaryota; Viridiplantae; Streptophyta; Magnoliopsida; Fabales; Fabaceae. The record is from RefSeq and is a predicted model, not a curated record. The transcript has 7 exons. The coding region runs from base 1 to 2310 and encodes 769 amino acids. Gene Ontology annotation, molecular function: protein binding.
AUGAUAGAGUAUUCCACCAUUUUCCCUGGGAUUAAAGUCUUAGAUGGACGAAGGGAGAGAACUUACUACUUUUGUGAUGAUUGGAUGAAUGAUAACAGAGACUUGACAUCAAGUUGUCUAAGUAAAAGUUCAGUCAGUACACUAGAUAUUAAAUCUCCUGAUGCUUCUGUGAAUUUUCAUAAUAAGACUGCUUCAAAGCCCUUUGGACUGUUGAAGUCUGUCAAUUUUGAAAGAUCGAAUUCACCAUUAGACCCUUCAAAUAUGCAAGCAAGAGGAUUUGGUUCAGAUGCCAUUCGAGUUAGUGUUUCGAGUGCCCCCAGCACAUCAAGUCAUGGAUCCGCACCAGAUGACUGUGAUGCUCUGGGUAAUGUAUACAUAUGGGGGGAGGUUACUGCUGAGAAUGUUAGGGGAGUUGGUGUAGAUAAAAAUUUCAGUCACUGCGCGGUUACAGUGGCAGGAGAACUAUAUACUUGGUGUGAUGGAACUCGUAAUGCCGGACUUCUUGGUCCUGGCACUGACGCAACCUUGACAACUUCAACUGGGCAACUCUUCACAUUUAGUGUCCUAGGUCAUGGAGAUAGGGAGAAUGUUCCUAGAGAAGUACAAUCAUUGUCAGGGUUAAGAACAAUAGCUGUUGGUGCGGAGUGUGGCAUAUUGCCGCUGUUGUUGAGUUACAAUAAUUUCUAUCAAAGUGACAUCCCUCACUCCAUAGAGUCAUUCACCAACUUAAGGUAUCUCAACCUCUCUUAUUCUGAUUUUGUUGGGAGUAUUCCCAAUGAAUUGGGAAAGCUUUUCGAGUUGCAGCACCUUGAUCUGAGUAACAAUUACUUGGAUGGAGCUAUCCCUUGGCAAAUCGAAAAUCUUUCCAAGUUGCAGUCCCUUCAUCUUGGAGGAAAUUAUCUUGUUGGAGUGAUUCCUUAUCAACUUGGGAAUCUCUCCAUGUUGCAGACACUACAGCUUGGUUACAAUACGAAUCUCACUAUAGCCCGUAGAAACAAUGGUGAUGCAGAGUGGAUACCAAAGCUCUCUUUAUUAACAAAUCUUGACUUGGGUGAAGUGAGUGGUGUUGGCAACUCCAAGAUGUGGAUGCAAUUGAUGAUUGAUAAAAUUGUGCCAUCACUAACAGAAUUGAGACUUAGCAGAUGUGGCAUUUCUUAUACCCAUAACCUUCCUCUGUCUGCUUCUCAUUCCAACUAUUCUUCUUCUCUUAUCACCCUUGAUCUCUCUUAUAAUAACUUGAACUCAUCAUUAUUUCAAUGGCCCUUCAACUUCAGCUCCAGCCUUCAACAGCUUUAUCUAAAAAAUUGCAAUCUUUCAUCUCAUAAUCUCUACUUUCUAUCUUCUCAUCUUCAUUUUCCUUCCCUAAUUGUUCUUGAUCUCUCUUAUAAUAAUUGGAACUCAGUAACUACAUUGAACUUUGGCUCAAAUCUUCAAGCACUUGAUUUGAGCAAUUGUAGCCUUACAUCAAAUAAUCUUAUCUUCACAUCCUUCAAUCCCAACCUUUCCUCUCUUGUCCAUCUUGAUCUCUCUAACAAUCAGUUGACAUCAUCAACCAUAUUCUAUUGGACUUCCAACUUCACCUUCAAUCUUCAUGAACUGGACCUCUGUUACAAUUCACUCAGCAGUUCCAUUCUCGAUGGUUUUGGGAACGUAAUGAAGUCUCUUGAAGUUCUUGAUCUCUCGAAUAAUAAUCUCCAAGGUGAAGUCCCAACAUCACUUGGAAAUAUAUGCACAUUGAAGAGCUUAGCACUUGUCAACAAUAACUUUAGUGGGAACAUUCCGAGAUUCAUUUCUAAUAUAUCAUGGUGCAAUAGACAUUCAUUACAAGGAGAGAUCCCAUUCUCUAUAGGACGCCUUGUGAAUGUGGAGGCCAUGGUUUUAAGAAACAAUAGCUUGACUAGAGAACUUCCUUUGUCUUUGGCCAAUUGCUCCAAGUUAGCAUUAUUAGAUGUGUCAGAAAAUAAGUUGUCAGGGCCAAUACCUUCAUGGAUUGGGAGCUUUAAUGCAUCAUCUUAUGGAGGAAACCAUGAUCUCUGUGGAUUGCCACUCAACAAGAUGUGCCCAGAAGAUAACACGCCUCCAUCUCAAGAAGCCAAUCACGAUGAAGAAGAAGAGGCCUCAUUGUUCUGUCAAGAAUUUUACUUGAGCAUGGGGUUGGGAUUCGCUGUUGGAUUUUGGGCUGUUGUAGGACCGUUGCUUUUCAACCAAACUUGGAGACAAGCCUACUAUAGGUUUAUGAACACAGUAACAGACAACGUCCACGUCAUGGUUGCAGUUUAUGUGGUUAAGUGCCUCACUAUCAGAGACUAA